Poeciliopsis prolifica (blackstripe livebearer) is the source of this 938-nucleotide messenger RNA. RefSeq names its product SLAM family member 5-like. NCBI's taxonomy places the organism in Eukaryota, Metazoa, Chordata, Actinopteri, Cyprinodontiformes, Poeciliidae. The coding region runs from base 147 to 791 and encodes 214 amino acids. The record is from RefSeq and is a predicted model, not a curated record. The transcript has a single exon.
GCUCGAUACGUGUGCGGUUUCUUCAGGUUCAACGUGGACAUUCAGGGCGGUUUAGCCGCAGACCCGCUGCGCCAUGGCUGCGGCUGCUGGUCUCUCCCUCCUGGUGCUGAUGGCGCUGCCGGCCGCGCAGAACCAGCCCCGUUACUAUGAGGUCGGCAAGUCGGUCCAUUUGGGACCCAGCUUUCACCCAGCCCAUCACCUACAUCGCCUGGAAGUUCAACAAGAGCUUUGCAGCCGAAUACUACAAGAAAACAGGUAUCAUGGGCUAUCGGAAUCCGUUCAAAGGCCGAGCAGAACUGGACACGAACACCGCAUCUCUGACCAUCCGCGACCUGAGGACCACUGACCGCGGGGUGUUCACGGUGGCCAUCAACGAGAAGGAGAUUCCUGCCAGCUAUCACAUCGUGGUGGUCAGGAGGCUGGACGACUACCCUGUACAGGUCACCGUGAGGCCGCGGGGCUGCAGCAGUCAAACCUCCAGGACCUGCACCCUGGUCUGUGGGGAAAACUUUGCAGAUGCCGAACCCGUCCAGUACUUCUGGAAGAAAGAAAACCAGCAGUGGACGGAGGGCAAUAAGACCAUCACCGUUUCUGUUUUCAACAACACCCAGAGCUUUCCACGCUACACCUGCAAAGUGAAGAAUCUGUUCAGCGAGAAGGAGAGCGACCCGACAGCGGACCCCUUCAGGAAGCCCAGCAGCUGCGGUCCCGGUCCCGGUCCCGGUCCCGGCCCGCGGACCGCGCUCCUGCUGCUGGCCCUUUUAGCGGCCGGACCGGCACUUACCGUCUGACUGGUCAAGAAGCGCCAUUUGUUCAAAGUCUUUUUGGUUUACAUCGUGAAAAAUAAUAUAAAAACAAAUUAAUUUCAAAAAUACGUUUAUUUUUCCCAAAAGGUAAAUUGCGCAAUAGGUUAUGCAGUAGAAGUUAUUAAACAUCAC